AUGUAUGUGAAAUGGUUUGAUACAGUAAUGUUUUACUAUGUGAUUUUAGUGUAUUUAGCGAAUGUCACUUUUUGACAUUUUUAAAUUUCCCACCAGUUCCGUCCCCGUACGUCCUGACGUCGCAGGGAACGAACCCGGAAGACAGAUGCCAGCAUCGGCCGGAGGACAUUGCCAGGGACGCUGCAGGGGGGACAUCGCGGGAGCGCAGGACAAGGUAAGUGAAACAGGGAUCCCGGAGCAACGCUGCAAGGUAUUCCCAAGUGUAUCUCGGGGUUACCGCUUGUGCUACACUCGGGAAUACCGCCAGGGAGGU
Molecule: messenger RNA, 313 nt
Organism: Staurois parvus
Lineage: Eukaryota; Metazoa; Chordata; Amphibia; Anura; Ranidae
Source: the annotation of a GenBank genome assembly